Cucurbitaria berberidis CBS 394.84 is the source of this 2799-nucleotide messenger RNA. RefSeq lists its product as uncharacterized. Gene Ontology annotation, cellular component: nucleus; cytoplasm. Bases 1 to 2799 code for a protein of 932 amino acids. The transcript has 3 exons. The record is from RefSeq and is a predicted model, not a curated record. Lineage: Eukaryota; Fungi; Ascomycota; Dothideomycetes; Pleosporales; Cucurbitariaceae. Gene Ontology annotation, molecular function: ubiquitin binding.
AUGUCUGAAGUACCGUCUCGGCCUGCGCGAGGCAGGAGCGCCGUCCGCGGCGGCGCCAGAGGCUCACACGCUGCCCGAGGCCCAAGAAAGCCAAAUGGCGACAGCGCGUCGUCCCCCAUUGACACAUCGGCCGACCAAGGUGAACUUGGCGAGCUGAAGAAGCGUUACCAGUCACAACUCUCGACACUCAAAGAGCUUUUCCCUGAUUGGACCGACGCGGAGCUGGUGCUCGCAAUCGAAGACUCCAACGGCGACCUGGAAACCACCAUUGAUAAGAUCAGUGAGGGUGCCGUCUCCCAAUUCGCUGAAGUCCCAAAGAAAGCAAAGGACCGGUCCCGUUCCAAGGCAAAGGAGAAUACUGCUCCUCCAGAGGGUGUGUCUAGUCUGCGUGGUAGCCGCGGCGACGGACCCCGCCGUGGCGGUGAUAGCGUUCGAGGCGGACGUGGACGUGGCACUGAUCGCGGCCGCGGUGGGCUUCGAGGUGGCCGUGGAGGAGCCACCAGUGGACCGCGUGCUGUUACCGGCUCGGUUCCAACGACCGAGUCACCUGCAUGGGAUGUGCCUCCAGUUGCGGAGGAGCCCAAAGAGAACGGACAAGCUGCAGAGCCGACCACGAUUGCUGAAAAGGUCACAGAGCCUGUGGCCGCAGUGGCAGCCGCCGCGAAGAAGACGUGGGCCAGCAUGUUUGCUGCGCCGAAGCCCCCGCCCGUCGUGCCUAAAGCUGCCGCAAAGGCUGCUCCAUCUCAUGAAGAGCCCACGCCCGUGCACGGCGAGACACCCGCACACGACGUUGCUCAGGAGCCUGCAGUGCAUAGCGAAGGAUUGCCCAUACCACCCACUGCAGACGCAGAGGUCGGGGAGCCGCCCAUCGCAAUCGAGAACACGUCCCAAUUGCCGCCAGAUAAGACGGACGGCGGACUUGGCCCUGAAGUUACUCUGACGCCCUCGAAAGACGAACUUACAAAGGAGAAUGUCGAGCACCUGCCCGACGAAUCGCACCCGCCACCGACAGAGACCAUGUUCAGCACCGUGGCCAGCUCAAAGGAUAUUGGAAGUACUGUUGUGACCCCAUUGAACGGCCCAGCGCAGGCGCCCAUUGGCCGUCCCGGCAUUGGAGGAUACGCAACGUCGGCACUGAAGGCGACUUCUGGAACCCCACACCGCAGCGCAAGCUUCCAGAGGAGAAUUGCCGAACAGCAUGAGGCAGUGGUCAUGCCUGGAAACCAUGCCGUGGACAGGGCUGCAGUCCAAUUUGGCAGCUUGGGCUUGGGCGAUACGUCCGAUCUGGAUGUGGACGAGGACAGGGAGCAGGCCGAGACUAGGACCCAACCCCCUCAACACUCCCCCGUUGCGCAGCCCAGGGCGUCUUUACCCCCUGCUCCUCGCCAGGCUCCUCAGUCAGAGUCUCAGCAACCAGAGUCGCAUUCCACACCGAAGCAAGCCCCUGGAUUGCCUCCUGCACCACAGCAGCAACCGCUCUCGCAGCAAUCGCCUUCCAACCCGCUUGCUUCUCAGGCUAUGCAAAACCAAGGAUCUCAGUCCAACCAGCCUUACAACCAGUUCGGCCGUUACGGCCAAACAGGUAUCCAAUCAGAAGCGUCUGCGCCUCCCCAGAAGCCGUACGAUCCCUUCGGCCAGCAGAUCCCACAGUCGAACCAAUACGACUACCCUGGACAACAGAGUCAGGCACCGUCACAGCCUGGCGCCUUCUCCUCUGCACCCGAUAACUACGCCUCCCAGUAUCUCACAGCUGAACAGCGCUCGCAGUACCAGAACUACUAUGGGAGCUAUGGCCAGCAAAAUGCUCAAACCCAGCAGGAAGCUGGUUCGGCUCAGCAGCGUACCGGCAGCGCUUUUGGCUCCGGUCCUAAUGACUCGACUUACUCCCAGAGUCAGCAACAACAACAGUCUCAGAGCCGAUACAACGACGCUCAAAACAGCGGACACAACACACCCAACCCUGCAUUGGGCGGACAACAGGGACCUCCUUCGCAAAACCAGCAUAUGCAGCAGCAGCAGCAGCAAGGCCAGCAGGGACAUGCUGGAGGCUACCCUUACAAUCACCCGUACUAUGGUAGCCCCUAUUAUGCCAACUACAUGAAUCAAUUCGGUGGUUAUGGCCAGGGAGGAGGCUAUGGCUCGUUCGGCAAGGGUAUGUACGGACAGCCUCAGCACUACGGAAUGUCGCCGCAAGCUUCUUUCGAGCAGCACUCAGCCUCCCCCGCUAACGCGGGAGGCUUCGGCGCAUCGUCCUUGCAUGAGCGCGGCAGUGGCAUGGGUGGAGGAUUCGGCGACUACGGUCGAUCUGCAUCGGGAACAUCCCAGAAUCCUAGCGCGACAGCCGCUUCUGGUGGAUUUGGCGGCCUACCUGAUACAUUCAGUCGGCCCCAAGGCUAUUCGAGCCAAAGCUCGUACGGACAGCAGCAAGGUGGUCAACAGGGACUGAACGAAGACUCCUUGAAGCCUUUUGCCGAUUCAAAGACUGGUGGGCCCAGCCCGUCUGCUCUCGGAGCUCAGCCCGGCCGCCCUGGUUCUGCCACACAGAAUACUCCUGGCCAGAGCGGACAAGGCGGUCUUCCCCAGCAUUCGCAGCAGCAAGGCUUUGGCGGCUAUCCAGGUCACCUCAGCGGCAACAACCAGUACGGAGGACUCGGUGGACUAGGUCACCAGAACUCUGCAGGCCACCAGCAGCAGCAACAGCAGCAGCAGAGUGGCUAUGGCAACUAUGGUGGCUUUGGAGGCUAUGGCGGUGGCAGCUACAACCGCGGUGGGUGGGGCGGGAACUAUGGGCAGCACUAA